AUGACGAGCUUCGACGAUCUCGCUUUGUCGCUCGAAAUCUCCUUUGCUGCCACUUUCUCGGCCAAACCUGGCCGGCCUAGUUCUUUGACUCCUCAGACGUUUCUGUCUUCAGAAAAUGAUCUGCCUGAAUCAUUCAUGACAGCGCGACAUGGUUCGACUCCUGCCGGCUGGAACAGGAACCGUCCUAUCAACACGAAGCAGGUCGAUGAAGAGGUUCCACAUGCGGUGACGAACACAAUAGCAGAAGCAAGAUCACUUUCACCAACGCACGACUGGAGUAUCAAAUCAUUGGCAGACAUGAACACGCAUCGGACAGCGUCUCAGGCCGCAAGCCCAACCCAAAAAUUGCCUGUUGGCUCUAUCACGUCGCCUGCGACUGCAUCUCCACCGAAAAGCUCGGUUCUCUGGCAGCAGACCGUGGUUUCCAAUGGGGGCCACAGCGGCGCCGUCUACUCGCGUCCCAGCACCAACUGUCGUCAGGAAUUCAGAAGCAACUUCAUCUUCAGGGCACAGCUCUUGUCACCAGAAACCGUCAAGCACAAACAAAGGUUGGCUGCGCUACCUUCAGAUCUACAGCUGACCCUUCCACGGGUGCGCGCGCUCUUCGUAUAA
Molecule: messenger RNA, 612 nt
Organism: Verruconis gallopava
Lineage: Eukaryota; Fungi; Ascomycota; Dothideomycetes; Venturiales; Sympoventuriaceae
Exons: 2
Coding region: 1-612 (203 amino acids)
Source: RefSeq, a predicted model, not a curated record